This is a messenger RNA of Botrytis byssoidea, 249 nucleotides long. RefSeq lists its product as uncharacterized. The transcript has a single exon. The record is from RefSeq and is a predicted model, not a curated record. The coding region runs from base 1 to 249 and encodes 82 amino acids. Lineage: Eukaryota; Fungi; Ascomycota; Leotiomycetes; Helotiales; Sclerotiniaceae.
AUGGCAAUGGGCUCGUUACUAAACGGUCUUGAAGUUGUUUCAGGCAGGCCAAUUCCCCUCGUAGUCUUGCUUUCCAUUAUCAGCCUUAUCCUUUGGAGCUCUAUUCUCAGCACCUCCUCGAAGAAAAAGUACUCACUGCCAAAUCUUGUCCCUGGUCUUCCGAUUAUUGGAAAUACCCACCAGCUACCUUCGCAAGACUUCUGUCUUCGUGUCGAACAGUUGGCGAAGAGUUAUGGCGGGAAGAUGUAA